Rhagoletis pomonella (apple maggot) is the source of this 747-nucleotide messenger RNA. Its product is annotated as thioredoxin-2. Lineage: Eukaryota; Metazoa; Arthropoda; Insecta; Diptera; Tephritidae. The transcript has a single exon. The coding region runs from base 59 to 466 and encodes 135 amino acids. The record is from RefSeq and is a predicted model, not a curated record.
ACAAUAAUAUAAAAAAGCUAAUCAAUUUCAUAAUUUUUCUGUUGUAAUCUGCAAUAUCAUGGUAUACAUAAUUCAAAAUAAAGAGGAUCUAGAUGAGAAAAUAGAAGAAGCCAAUGCUUCCGGCCUGCUGGUGGUCAUUGACUUUUUUGCAAAUUGGUGUGGGCCCUGUAAGAUUAUUAGCCCAAAAUUGGAAGAGUUAGCAGCACAUUAUUCCGAUAAAGCAGUUGUAUUGAAAGUCAACGUGGACGAUUGCGAAGAAAUUGCGCUCGAAUACAAUGUUACCAGCAUGCCGACUUUCGUCUUUAUCAAGGGCAAACAUAUAAUUGACGUGUUUGUAGGCGGGAACUCCGAGAAACUUGUUAAAAACAUGGAAAAAUACGUAGGCGAGCCUGUACCUGUAGAAAAUAUGCCAGAGAUUGCUGAAGCCGAGCAGGCAGUGGAAGAGGAGCACCCAGCUCUUGACUAAGCAGCCAUAACAAAAGACUUGUUUCAUUGAAAUCAGUAAACCAUGCUAUCAUAUUAAAUGCUUCAAACGCUUCAAUUAUUAAAGAUAUUCAAUUACUUUUUUCUCUGCCAAAUAUGGCAUGCACUUUAUUUCCAUAUGAAAUAUUGUACAUUAGAAGGUACAUUGUUUUAGAGAAAAACAAUGUGAGAAUGUUAGCUUUGACCAAGCCGAAUAUUAGCCCUCACUCGGUAUUGUGCUGAAUGAUAUUUACACACGGGUUAAAAAGGUCUUACAUGAUAAAA